GAAUGAAGAAGAAAGAUAACUUUGCCUUAUCAUCUGAUACACUCUAAAUCUUCAAAUAAGAACACAUUUCAUAUUUCUCUGACAAUUUCUUGCUUCUUUGAUUUGAUUCUUUCAUGUGAUCGAUUAACGUAAGACAUUUCAUGAUACUUGAUUUUGUUUUUCCAACGAAAGGCAGUGCAUGCAUCAGCCAUUAACAUUUGACCUUCCAAAGCUAGAUGGAAAAUGACCCUUGAAGUUGAAGGUUGCUUUCUUUCAUUAUAUUUAAUGAAGGGUUAUUAAGUUCAGCUGUGGAGAGUGGAGACACAUCAUAUGCCUUUUAUGGCUACUGCUAUCAACUAGACUCUCAGAUGGUUUGUUUACUUCUGAAAAUUAAAGCACAAGGAAAAAUACAAAAGAGAAAUUAAUUUACAUAGUAUAGUUUUUGUUUUCUUGUCGUGACUUGAUAGAGAAGUAGAAGAUUUGUGUUCUAGCUAGCUCCAUUUUUUGUAUUGUGGAUAUGCAGUUCAGCUUUGGACUGAAACUCAUCCAUUCCAUAAUCAUAUUUGCCAUAUAUGCCCUUUUCCUCAUGGGAUUCUAAAAUGUGUGUUUCCAUAGUUGAUCAUAAGAGUUACGUACAGAAUUGUUAUUUGCAAUUUUUUUUUUAUUUUAAAAAUUUAUGGAUUAGUCUUUUUCUUAAAGAAAAUGAAUAUAAAACAGGAUUAAAAACUUGUAGACAAAACCUAAUUAACAUAAUUUUAAAAGUUUAGACUAGCGAUAGAUGCACGCAUGUGCCAUUCUCGGGUCCAAUUUCAAUCUUGUUUCUAUAGAAGGCCAUGCAUUUUAUAGAAAUUAUUUGUUUCUUCCCCUCUUCAUAAUUUUCUUAAUAAAACAUUUAUCAUCAUAUUUUAAACAAGAUUAUUUAAUUUAAUGAUCAUAAGCGUCCACUAUAAAUAAUGUUCAACUGUGCACUCACCUGGCAAAUCAAAGAGAGCGGCGCAAUACCUGAUCAGCAGAUUCAAGUAUAUUCUCUCUGUUUCUCUCCUUUCUCUUAAUCUCUAUUAAUAACUAAAGGGGUUUUGAUCAAAGUUUUGUGUUCAAUCUCUUUCAGGAAUGUUGAUGAUUCCAAGUGGUUUUGGCGUCAGCAGCUGCUUGAAUGCAAGCAAUAAUCUCAAUUCAAGCAGUUUCAGCAAUCUGUUUGGCUUCAGUGAUCCCUUCUCCAUCACAAUGUAUUGGCAAGAAACAACCUUCGUUGUCACGGCAAACCUGCAGGGACUGAAGACUGAAGACGUGAAGGUUGAGAUCAGAGGCAGAAAUGUCUUGCUGAUCAUUGGUGGUAGUCGUCCAAAUUGCAAAAAGAGCUGUCAAUUGCCAUACAAUGUGAAUGUGGAGAUGACCGCUACUUCCUUCAGCAAUGGCCUUCUGAUUGUCAAGGUGCCAAAGCAAAGUGAUGUACUGCAAAAGAAACAGAACCACCCCGUAGUUGCUCAUGUCACCAGAUGCCGCUUUGGCAGCUUCUUCUACUAG
Molecule: messenger RNA, 1503 nt
Organism: Hevea brasiliensis (rubber tree)
Lineage: Eukaryota; Viridiplantae; Streptophyta; Magnoliopsida; Malpighiales; Euphorbiaceae
Exons: 2
Coding region: 1090-1503 (137 amino acids)
Source: RefSeq, a predicted model, not a curated record